Messenger RNA from Entrophospora candida, 470 nucleotides. NCBI's taxonomy places the organism in Eukaryota, Fungi, Glomeromycota, Glomeromycetes, Entrophosporales, Entrophosporaceae. The record is from the annotation of a GenBank genome assembly.
UAAUGAACCAGAAAUAGAAUCACAAGAAAUUAAUAACGAAAAUAAUGAAACCAGUUCUAGUCAAGAAAUCUUAAAAGCUACAAACGAAGCUCAUGUUAUUGGUGAACCAAUUGCUACAGCUACUGCAAUCGCAGCUGUAGCCUCAGCCACAACUACAACCACUAAUGCUGAUACUGAUGCUAUUACUGCUGCAACAAGUACUACAGCCACCAUAACUAAUAAAAAUAAUUCAACCUGGUCUUUUACUGUUAAAAAUAAAGUUGAAAAAUUUGUUGGUGAGCAUUUACCUGAAUCAUUGAUACAUGAUAAAAAAAUUGUCAAUGCAUUUAACAAGUUAAAUAAAAAUGUCAAAUCCAAGCUUAAUGAUAAAGAGCUACAUCCUGAACUUGACUGGGAUGCAAAUGUUAGAUUAUCAAAUGAUCUUUGUGACAAUGAAAAAAUUUUCAUCAAAGAACGAAAAAACCAUAUUC